AACAAACCAGGCAACAGGCAAGUUUCGGGAGAAAAGAGAUCUUUCGCUGCGCUUAUUUUUCGUUAUUUUGAAUGGCAAACGCACCGGACCGAAUUGGAAGUGAAACGUGAAGCAGUGUAGAGUUAAGCGGACCCAUUUUGCCGCACAGUUCCUACCGUAGUGAAUCGCACACGGAGCGAAAUCCGUCACGGUCGCGGGGGGAUUCAGCAGAAAACCGGUAAAAAUCUGCAACCAAUUAACGGUGGUCCCGUUUCUGGCGAUGCUCCUGCUUGUGUGAAUCGAAUCGGUGGUACAGGCGUUGACGCACGACUCCCGUCGUCGACAAAAAAAGAAACGGACAUUUCAAUUGCCCCUCGGUGGUGCUGUAAGCAGUUUGGAAGUUAAUUGAAGAAAGCUGCCAAAAACAGGAAAUAAUGGGCCUAACAGUAAAUCAGGUACUGCCGGUUGCGAUCGGUGUGGUGGUGGUUGUCGUUGGUGCUGCCAUAGCCAACUAUCUGCUAAACAGCAAGAAAAGCAAAUCUUCAUCCACCAAAACAGCUUCGAAGGAACCCAAAACGCUGCUAGAUCCCCAGGAAAAGUAUAUGCUGCCACUGGUCGAGAAGGAGGAAAUUUCGCACGAUACGCGCCGGUUCCGGUUCGGACUGCCGAGCGAAAAGCACAUCCUGGGACUGCCGAUCGGGCAGCACAUUCAUCUGUCCGCCACCAUCAAUGAUGAGCUGGUGAUCCGUGCGUACACACCGGUUUCGUGCGACGACGAUCACGGUUUUGUCGAUCUGGUGGUGAAGGUGUACAAGAAAAAUGUUCACCCCAAGUUCCCGGACGGUGGUAAAAUGUCCCAGCACCUGGAGGCUAUGCAGAUCGGCGACAAGAUUGCAUUCCGCGGACCGUCGGGCCGGUUGCAGUAUUUGGGCAAUGGACGUUUCUCGAUCAAAAAGCUGCGAAAGGAUCCGGCACAAAUUUACGAAGCAGCACAAGUGAGCCUGAUUGCGGGUGGAACCGGUAUUACUCCGAUGCUACAGCUGAUCCGCGAAGUACUGAAACAUUCCGACAAGGAUAGCACCAAGCUUUCGCUCAUCUUCGCCAAUCAGACGGAAGACGAUAUUCUGCUGAAGCCCGAGCUGGACGAUCUUGCCGCCCGGUAUCCGGACCAGUUCAAACUAUGGUACACGCUAGACCGUCCCAAGCCAGAAUGGACGCAAGGUAAGGGUUUCGUGACGGAUGAGAUGAUCAAGGAGCGGCUGUUCGAACCGUCCCCAUCCUCCCUGGUGCUUAUGUGCGGUCCACCACCGAUGGUGAAUUACGCGUGCAUUCCAGCACUGGAAAAGUUGGGCUAUCCGAUGGAGCGUACCUUCGCCUAUUAGGAGUCUUUACAUCCCCACAAUGCACAAUCCUUAAGGGUGGUUUCAAAGGAGACAAUAGCGCAUUCUAGCAGCAUAUAUGUUUAGGACUAAAGCAUCAAAAGGGACUUAGACUUGUUAGUACGUGUUUUGUUUGUGGGCUAGCUUCCCUGCUCCCUCGAUUCAAGAUCUAAAAGAUCCACAGGAAUAGAUUGUGAACAAAAAAGACUUCCGCACAGAGUCGUGUGUUAGAGAUGUGUUACUGAUUCCUUGUAAAGGGAUCGUACGCAAACGCAGAACUAGCUACAAACAAGAACAAAAGGUGCAAUCAAAUUCACCCAAAAGACCACAUCACGUUACGUUGCGCUCGGUUCUGGCCUCGUUUUAGCAGCACCUUCAUAUCCCGUAACUGUCGCAGCAUUUCAGGAACCAAAUUAAGAUAUAAGCCGCCCGUAGCUCUGGCUCUGCUAUAUGUGAAAUGCUUUCGAACUUGUUAAGAGCUGUAAGCUUUUAAGAUAGUUUAUGAAAAGAUGUUGUUCAACACAAGACAAAAUAAAAGCGAAACUCUCUAGAUCUUAAAGAAACCGCUCAACGCCAAAUACAGGUUAAACAGUGGAAUUAUUCACGGCUUUAAAACAACCGCGAUUAGAGAAUGAUGUGAAAUGGCUAACAUGUGUUUACCGCUACAAAUAAAAUCGGUAGUCAUUAUGAAAA
This is a messenger RNA of Anopheles stephensi (Asian malaria mosquito), 2051 nucleotides long. Its product is annotated as NADH-cytochrome b5 reductase 2. Gene Ontology annotation, molecular function: oxidoreductase activity; FAD binding. Bases 414 to 1361 code for a protein of 315 amino acids. Lineage: Eukaryota; Metazoa; Arthropoda; Insecta; Diptera; Culicidae. The transcript is spliced from 5 exons. Gene Ontology annotation, cellular component: mitochondrion. The record is from RefSeq and is a predicted model, not a curated record.